AUGAACGUCCGCGUGACGACGAUGGACGCGGAGCUGGAGUUCGCGAUCCAGCAGACGACGACCGGCAAACAGCUGUUCGAUCAGGUCGUCAAGACCAUCGGUCUGCGUGAGGUCUGGUUCUUCGGUCUCCAGUACACCGACUCGAAGGGUGACCUCACAUGGAUCAAGCUAUACAAGAAGGUGAUGCAGCAAGAUGUGAAGAAAGAGAACCCACUGCAGUUCAAGUUCCGAGCCAAAUUCUACCCGGAGGAUGUCGCCGAUGAACUAAUCCAGGAAAUCACUCUUAAGCUCUUCUACCUUCAGGUGAAGAACGCGAUCCUGUCGGACGAGAUCUACUGCCCGCCGGAGACGUCGGUGCUGCUGGCGUCGUACGCGGUGCAGGCGCGCCACGGCGACCACAACCCCGCGCUGCACGGGCCCGGCUUCCUGGCCAACGACCGCCUGCUGCCGCAGCGCGUCACCGACCAGCACAAGAUGUCGCGCGAGGAAUGGGAGCAGAGCAUCACGAACUGGUGGCAGGAGCACCGCGGCAUGCUGCGCGAGGACGCCAUGAUGGAGUACCUCAAGAUCGCGCAGGACCUCGAGAUGUACGGCGUCAACUACUUUGAGAUCCGCAAUAAGAAGAACACCGAGCUGUGGCUGGGAGUCGACGCGCUCGGACUCAACAUCUACGAGAAAGAUGACAAGCUGACACCGAAGAUCGGUUUCCCGUGGUCGGAGAUCCGCAACAUCUCGUUCAACGACCGCAAGUUCAUCAUCAAGCCGAUCGAUAAAAAGGCGCCGGACUUCGUGUUCUUCGCGCCGCGCGUGCGCGUGAACAAGCGCAUCCUGGCGCUGUGCAUGGGCAACCACGAGCUGUACAUGCGGCGCCGCAAGCCCGACACCAUCGACGUGCAGCAGAUGAAGGCCCAGGCGCGCGAGGAGAAACUGGCCAAGCAGGCGCAGAGAGAAAAACUACAGCUGGAGAUCGCAGCCCGCGAGCGCGCGGAAAAGAAACAACAGGAAUAUGAGGACAGACUGCGUCAGAUGCAGGAAGAGAUGGAGCGCUCACAGGCCAAUCUGCUGGAGGCACAGGAUAUUAUCCGACGGCUCGAGGAACAGCUACGACAGCUGCAGGCCGCCAAGGAGGAGCUGGAGCAGCGCCAGAACGAGCUGCAAGCGAUGAUGCAGCGUCUCGAGGAGACAAAGAACAUGGAGGCUGCGGAGCGCGCGAAGCUGGAGGAGGAGAUCCGCGCCAAGCAGGAGGAGGUGUCGCGCAUCCAGCAGGAGGUGGAGCUCAAGGACUCGGAGACGCGCCGCCUGCAGGAGGAGGUCGAGGAGGCGCGCCGCAAGCAGGACGAGGCGGCGGCCAUGCUGGCGGCGGCCACGACGCCGCAGCACCACCACGUGAGCGAGCAGGGCGCCGGCGCGGCGGGCGACGAGGGCUCGGCCGGCGAGGGCUCCGACGGCGGCUCCGAGUCCGGCGGCGGCGAGCUGGCCGGCGCGCCCGACGACCUGGUGGACCCGCUGCACGAGCGCCGCACGCUGGCCGAGCGCUCCGAGCGCCUGCACAACCAGCUCAAGGCGUUGAAACAAGACCUGGCGCAGUCGCGCGACGAGACAAAAGAGACGGCGAUGGACAAAAUACAUCGCGAGAACGUCCGCCAGGGCCGCGACAAGUACAAGACGCUGCGCGAGAUCCGCAAGGGCAACACCAAGCGCCGCGUCGAUCAGUUCGAGAACAUGUAG
This is a messenger RNA of Parnassius mnemosyne (clouded apollo), 1728 nucleotides long. NCBI's taxonomy places the organism in Eukaryota, Metazoa, Arthropoda, Insecta, Lepidoptera, Papilionidae. The record is from the annotation of a GenBank genome assembly.